Molecule: messenger RNA, 1049 nt
Organism: Thamnophis sirtalis
Lineage: Eukaryota; Metazoa; Chordata; Lepidosauria; Squamata; Natricidae
Source: RefSeq, a predicted model, not a curated record
AUGGAUCUGAAGAAUAUUUCCAGACAAUAUGAUAAUGUGGACAAUCACAUAAAAGCUAUAUCAGGGAUGAGCACUUCUGUUGACUUCAGAACUCCUAAUGCUAGCAAUGCCAUAACUUUUCCAUUUGUGGUCCUUUACCUAAAUACAGUAUGUCCACAGGCUGCUCUGAUGGACUCUCUGAAGGACAGAUCAGGAAUUUCCUUGAAGGACUCGGGUCAUUUGCGUUGCAACAUGUCUCCCUGGGUUGUAUAUAACUGCUGCUCAGAAAGCAAGGGAGCAUCUGAGAGAGAUCCAGCUCAGCUGUCUACCACUUCUGCCCAUCCAGGAGAAGAACAUCGCAAGGUCAAUCAGAAGAUGGCUUUCCUCACUUACAUCAGCCUCUGCCUUCUUGGCAUUUUCUUUGCUGGUCCUUUCUUUCAAGUGGAAGCUGACACCUGUGUGAGGGAAUGGCUGCAAAACCAAGGCAACUGCUAUGCAUACUUUGAUCAGAAGUUGACAUGGCAUGAAGCUGAGAUUUUGAACUAUAACAUAUAUCCCACCAUCUUAUAUUUGAACCAUGUAUAUUCUUUACCAACACUGAGUAAAAGUACUCUUAAAGUUGGAGCUGGAAAGAAAGAAGCUUUAGCAUCGAGUGCCAGAGCCCACCUUGCCUCCAUCCUUACCACAGCAGAGACUCUCCUGGUGGCUGAGCAUGUCUCCACUUAUCAAAAAGAACUUGGCAAUGUUUGGAUUGGACUCCAUGAUGUCCGUCAGGUGAGAUCAUCUAACUUAACUCUGCCCUUAUUUAUGUGCAGUGGCACAAUGUUUAUUGACUUGCCUAAAUCCAAUAGACUCCUGCUCAAUACUUCACUUAUUAAAACACUCAUAAUCAUAGAAAAAUAUUACCAGUCCGUCUUUAGACAAAGUUCUCAUUCUCUGAAGCGUAUUUCCUUUCCACAGACUGGGAAGUGGAGAUGGGCUGAUGAAUCCACUUACAACUACAAAUCCUGGAUGAACUACCAGCCAGACAACUAUGGCAACAAUGAGCAUUGCGUGGAACUGCGAUGAUC